AUGAAGCUCUCCACCAUCCUCCCGUUCGUGGCCCUGGCCGCUGCUGCUCCGACGCAAAACGAGCAAAACGACAGCAUCAAUCCGACCUUGAACCACCUCACCAAGCCCCUCGCUCGCGAUGAUCCCCAUAUCCCGAACAACGGCUACGGGAAUGGCAACAACGGCUACGGCCAUGGCAACAACGGCAAUGGCAAUGGUGGCCACCACCGAGGUAAUUGGAAGCGCGACAUCGAAGACAAGGAGGACAACAUCAACCCCGCCUUAAACCACCUCACCAAGCCCCUCGCUCGCGACGAUCCCCAUAUCCCGCACAACGGCUGCAACGGCGGCCGAGGUAACUGGAAGCGCGACGACCCCCACAUCCAGAACAACGGCUGCGGCAAUGGCAACAACGGCUAUGGCAACGGCGACAACCGCGGUGGUCAUCACAGGGGUGGCUGGAAGCGCGAGGAGGAGGGCAAUGGUGGCGGCAAUGGGAAUGGUAACGGUAACGGUAAUGGCCAGGGCCAUGGCAAUGCAGGAAACGGAAAUUGGUGA
Aspergillus candidus is the source of this 537-nucleotide messenger RNA. RefSeq lists its product as uncharacterized. The record is from RefSeq and is a predicted model, not a curated record. Lineage: Eukaryota; Fungi; Ascomycota; Eurotiomycetes; Eurotiales; Aspergillaceae. The coding region runs from base 1 to 537 and encodes 178 amino acids. The transcript is spliced from 2 exons.